AUGGCUCUGACUAUUAUCUUGCUGAACAGUGCUUGCUUACGAGGCAGAUGCUGCAGGCACAAAGUGUUGCGCCCGUUACUUGGACCUCUCAUCAGCGAUUCCAUGUCUAAAUUGCAUAGCAGCUACAGGAGGCCAGGGUCACAGCCUGAGAAAAAACCAUCUUGGCAAAAUAUUGAUUUCAGUUUUAAGAAGGGCAUUGAUACCUUAAAGACUCAGCUAAGCAUGCUGAAGAAGGAGACUGAAGAUCAUUUAACAGGACCUGGAGGCCAACUGUUCAGUCAGUACCUGUUGGAACAGACAAGGGUGUUGUGGGAGUUCCGGAGCCAAGAAGAUUUAAAUAAAUGGGUUAUUUCCUCUGAUGUAGAGAUUGGAGGGAAAAGUGAAGUUUACCUCAAAUUGGGUAGGAAUAACCAGGCUGCUCUGCUCUAUGGAAUCCUCAACACAGAAGUACCUCGUGAUGGGGAGACAAAAUACAGUGGAUAUUGUAGCAUGAGAUCCAAACCACCAGUGGGAUCUUUUGCUAGGAAGAAGUAUUAUGACUGGUCAAACUUCAACAGCCUGUAUCUACGUGUCCGUGGCGACGGCAGACCUUGGAUGGUAAACAUUUAUACAGACCCUUACUUCUCUCAUCAAAAGGAUGACCUCUACAACUACUUCAUGUUCACCCGAGGAGGCCCUUACUGGGAGGAAAUAAAGAUUCCAUUUUCCAAAUUCUUUCUCUCCAGUCGGGGAAGAGUGCAGGAUGACCAGCAUCCUAUCUGGUUAGACAAGAUUAGUACCCUUGGAUUCACAAUUGGAGAUAAAGUAGAUGGUCCGUUCCAGCUGGAGAUUGAUUUUAUUGGCCUGCUAAACGAUAGAGCUCAUACAGAAGAAUUUGCCUAUGAAACAUAUGAAAAGAAUCCUCAAGUCUAAGUUGGGCUGGUGUCCUUUGGGACAUUCUUCAGAUGCUUGGUUCAUUUUUAUAAAACACUUCUUACUGUGUGGCUUAUAACAACUUGAAGAUUCUAUGUAAACAUUAAAGAGAUUAAGUGCAUGAGAUGUUGACUGCAGUAAUCUAACUAGAGUGAUGCUGUUGGCAUCUUUGAGCUGCCAAAUACAGAACCCUGGAGAGACUGUACAUACAUGGACUGGAACAGAGCCUGAGGAGAGUUGUGAUACAUUCUU
This is a messenger RNA of Pterocles gutturalis (yellow-throated sandgrouse), 1164 nucleotides long. RefSeq names its product NADH dehydrogenase (ubiquinone) complex I, assembly factor 1 (gene NDUFAF1). The record is from RefSeq and is a predicted model, not a curated record. The coding region runs from base 1 to 912 and encodes 303 amino acids. Gene Ontology annotation, cellular component: mitochondrion. The transcript has 4 exons. Gene Ontology annotation, biological process: mitochondrial respiratory chain complex I assembly; mitochondrial electron transport, NADH to ubiquinone. NCBI's taxonomy places the organism in Eukaryota, Metazoa, Chordata, Aves, Pterocliformes, Pteroclidae.